Messenger RNA from Ostrea edulis (European flat oyster), 3532 nucleotides. Its product is annotated as GTP-binding protein 8-like. The transcript has 7 exons. The record is from RefSeq and is a predicted model, not a curated record. The coding region runs from base 1884 to 2810 and encodes 308 amino acids. Lineage: Eukaryota; Metazoa; Mollusca; Bivalvia; Ostreida; Ostreidae. Gene Ontology annotation, cellular component: mitochondrion. Gene Ontology annotation, molecular function: GTP binding.
UCGACUUUGGGGUCAAAAGGUCAAAGGUCAUGCGCACUGGACAUCGAAGUAGCAACACUCAGAAAAGAGGUAGUUUACACCUAUUACCAACACCCUUUGGGAGAUUGGGGUAAGCGGGGGGUAUUCUUAGUGAGCAUUGCUCACAGUACCUCUUGUUAAAAAUUGUGAAAUUCAUGGCCCCUGGAUCAGGGGUUCUGGUGCUAGGGUGGGGCUCUAUAAGUCAUAUAGUGAAAAUGCAUUAUUUCUUUGAAAAUCUUCUUCUCUGUCCUUGGGUAUUAAGUAGACAAACCAAUAGCAUGAUUAUGAUGAGCAAGGAUGCCUCUUUCAAAAUUGUGAAAUUUAUGGCCCCUGGGUCAGGGGUUCUGGUAUUAGGGUGGGGCCCUAUUGAUCAUAUAGUGAAAAUGCAUUUUAUUUCUUUGAAAAUCUUCUCCUCUGCUGCUGGGUAUUAAGUAGACAAACUAAUAGUAUGAUAAUGAUGAUCAAGGAUGCUUCUUUCAAAACUGAAAUUUAUGACCCCUGGGUCAGGGGUUCUGGUGCAAAGGCGGGGCUGACCACAUAGCUAUUCAAUGUUUCUUCCAUCCAAAAGUAAAAUUCUUAUAUUUAAACAGAAACCUAAUUCAAACAUUGGAAGGUUGUUACAUGAUACUCAGGUGACCUAUAAGGCCCCUGGGCCUCUUGUGGUUAUUUAGAAUGACGAGAGUGAUUAGGAGUACUGCUAUAAGGUUAUUUAGAAUGACGAGAGUGAUUCGGAGUACUACUAUAAGGUUAUUUAGAAUGACGAGAGCUGAUUAGGAGUACUGCUAUAAGGUUAUUUAGAAUGACGAGAGCAAUUAGGAGUACUGCUAUAUGGUUAUUUAGAAUGACGAGAGCUGAUUAGGAGUACUGCUAUAAGGUUAUUUAGAAUGACGAGAGCAAUUAGGAGUACUGCUAUAUGGUUAUUUAGAAUGACGAGAGCUGAUUAGGAGUACUGCUAUAUGGUUAUUUAGAAUGACGAGAGCGAUUAGGAGUACUGCUACAUGUAUAAGGUUAUUUAGAAUGACGAGAGCUGAUUCGGAGUACUGCUAUAAGGUUAUUUAGAAUGACAAGAGCUGAUUCGGAGUACUGGUUUUGAGUUUCCUGAACCUGACGGAAAGUCAAAUAAUGACAACUUCAGACUGACAGAAUUUGUGUUUUCCCAAUUUGUAGGAAAGUAACAUCAAAUGCCAGAAAAAUAGUGGUUAUUAUGGUAAAUUUUGCAGGAGUAUUUAUUACUGUUCUCUGGAUAGUGGUAGAUUUAUCUCCAAAGAGGGAGAAAACUGGAAUAAUAGUAAAUCAAUGUUUACAGGGUUAUUUCUGUCCUUCUACACUUACAGACGGUUUCACCACAGUUUGAAUUCGUCCUGACACAGUUGUGUUUGAAGAUGGAUGAGAGAGAAAAUGGUUUUGCCCUGUCUAUUACAUUCACUCACAGACAAUGAGGGCAAAAGUGGUAAUGGGGGCGGACAUUUCCCUGGAUACAGUAAAUUGAUCCCCAGAGAGGGGAGAAACUGGAGUAGUGGCAGAUUGAUGUCCAGAAGGGAAUGGUAAAUUAAUGUUUAGAGAGAGAGAAAACCAGUCAUGGUAGUUGAUUGAUCUCCAGGGAGGGGGAAGCUGACGUACUGGUAGAUCAAUGAUUGGAGAGGAGGAAGCUGACGUACUGGUAGAUCAAUGAUUGGAGAGGAGGAAGCUGACGUACUGGUAGAUCAAUGAUUGGAGAGGAGGAAGCUGGGAUCAUUCUUGAUUAAAGUGGAUGGCUGCAUGUAUGCACUGCACAGUGAAUAAAUAAGGUGAGGCAGAUGAUAAUGUCGACGUAAAUGAAGAGCUUGUCGUAGCAGCCAUAACUUGAUGGAUGUUGUCUGUACAAUAUGAGUUUAAUCACAACUAGCCUGUCUUCUGCAGCCAAGGUACAAGGACGGUUUGUCUACAGAAAUGUUGUAAUUCACCGUAGCAGAAAGUGCCCCCUGGGGGAAAGUCGAGCGUAUUCAUGGAGGAUAAAUCCAAUCGAAGAUUUACAGGAUUUGGUCACUGUCCCACUUCUUCAGGAAAAAGACUGCAUAUUUAAUCCGUCAGUCAACGAAAUAGAGAAAGGACAUGAACUGUUUAUACAGAAACCGGGACACAAAAUAAAGAAGGUGAAGUCAGUGGUGAACUUGGAGAAACUGCCAGUGCAGAAUAUACCAGAGGUGUCUUUCGUUGGCCAGAGUAACGUCGGGAAGACCUCCCUGAUCAGUGCAUUGUUUGGUAAUGCUGUUGACUCCCACUUGAUCAAGAUAGGCAAAACACCAGGGUUGACUAAAACGCUUCAGUUUUUUAAUGUGGGUAAACAACUUUCCUUAGUGGAUAUGCCAGGCUACGGCAAAAACAUUCCGUCUUAUUACAUGGAGUCGAUGCACACUUAUCUCCAGACGAGAAGAGUACUGUGUAGGUCAUUUUUGUUAGUGGACAGUGAAGCAGGACUGACAGACUUGGACAAGGAAGGGCUGAGGAUGAUGGAAGACCUGGCCAAACCGUACGCUAUUGUUCUGACAAAGAUAGACAAACCUAGACAGUCAGUCCUAGUGAAGAAUUUGAUGGAAGUGUUGGACCAUGCUGAAAAGAAAACACAUAUCUGCUUCCCUCAACCAUUUCUAACCUGUGCCCCUUCAUUGGCUGGGAUCAAGUAUCUGCAGACUUUUAUUGCCCAUGUGACAGGAAAUUUACAGCUACACUCUCAUGAAAGGGAGGAAAAACAAACUACAGUAAAACACAGUUAUAGUGAACCACAAGGGCCAACGAAAAACAGUUCAUUAUAACCAAAACUUCAUUAUACAGUAAAACACAGUUAAAGAGAACCUCCAGGGCCAGUGAAAAACAGUUCAUUAUAACCAAACUUCAUUAUACAGUAAAACAUGGUUAUAACAAACUUCCAGGGCCAGCAAAAACAGUUUGUUAUAACCAAACUUUGUUAAUAUAUUUAAUAACAUUUUCAUUAUUUUCCUUUCUUAAGGGAAUAGAUAUCACUUGACAAUAAGGCCAAAAAAAAUCAAUCAAUAGUCUUUCAGGCACGCUGCAUCUGUUUAAAAGGUACUGCAUGAGAAAUUCAACAUAUUAAGGAAAGAUAGCUCAUGUUACAGUUACAACCAAGUAGAUAAAAAUCUGCCUGUCUCAUCAAAAUUUAAAUUUUUUGUCUGAGAAACUAUUAAUUUUUUUGGCCUAAGCAUGAAUUCAUCAUGACAGUGUUUGUUAUAAGUGUUACUGUAGUGUGUACAAUGUUAACACCAGGGGGAGCUGACAGUGGACCUCAAGUCAAACUCGUGAAUCUUCAGAUCGGGAAUGUACAACAAAUGGUCUGAUGUGAACCUUUUUAUUCAAUAGCAAAGUUCUUCAUAAUAUAAGUGAAAAAAUAACAUGUGUACAUGUGUCUUGUCAAAGGAAAAACAAAGUAUUAGUGUGACCGUGAUUUAAAAAAGACAGAAACUUGUACAACCUUACAGUGAAUUCAAAACAAAAAAAUUCAUUAAACCAUAAAUUUAAA